Messenger RNA from Prunus avium (sweet cherry), 2638 nucleotides. Its product is annotated as Tetratricopeptide repeat (TPR)-like superfamily protein. Gene Ontology annotation, molecular function: protein binding; RNA binding; zinc ion binding. Gene Ontology annotation, biological process: RNA modification. Lineage: Eukaryota; Viridiplantae; Streptophyta; Magnoliopsida; Rosales; Rosaceae. The record is from RefSeq and is a predicted model, not a curated record. Gene Ontology annotation, cellular component: intracellular membrane-bounded organelle.
UACGCUUUUGAAACUUACCAACUUAAGCCAAGAGAAUGAAAGGAUAGAGAGUUGCUUGGCAAACAACAUCCCACAUUCAACUUGUUUGCUUGCUUAGCGGGAAUCAAAAGCACCAACAAAAAUGAAUGCAUAUGAAUGAAUGAAUGAAGAUUUCAAAAUCGAGUUUUUAUUUCAUCAACAGACGGCCGUAUUCAGUUUCAGUAGUCAACCCCAACCUCACUACCUGGUUCAGCAAAUACGUGGACAAAAACGAUGUCUCUUCCUGGAACUCAGUCAUUGCCGACUUGGCUCGGAGCGGUGAUUCUGUCGAAGCCCUCCGAGCAUUUUCUUCCAUGCGAAAACUCUCUCUCAGACCAACCCGCUCCUCCUUCCCUUGUGCCAUCAAAUCCUGCUCAGCUUUGCUCGAUCUUCACUCCGGCAAGCAAGCUCACCAGCAGGCUUUGGUCUUCGGCUUUGAGUCCGACCUUUUUGUCUCCUCUGCCCUCAUUGAUAUGUACUCCAGGUGCGGCCUAUUAUCCGAUGCAUGGACACUGUUCGAUCUAAUUCCUCACAGAAAUGUGGUUUCUUGGACCUCCAUGAUCACCGGCUGUGUCCAAAACGACCAUGCCCACCAAGCCUUGUCUCUCUUUAAGGACUUGUUGAUUGAGGAAAUUGACAAUGAGGAUGUUUCUUUAGACCCUGUUGUUGUGGUUUCUGUUUUGUCGGCCUGUUCUCGUGUAUCCAGGAAGGGACUUACACAAUGUGUUCAUGGGUUGGUGGUGAAGAAGGGUUUUGAUGAGGAUUUAUGUGUUGGGAAUACUUUGAUGGAUGCAUACGCCAAAUGUGGCGAUCCCAGUCUGUCUAGGAAGGUGUUUGAUGGGAUGUCUCAAAAGGACUUGGUUUCUUGGAACUCCAUGAUCGCAACCUAUGCACAAAGUGGAUUAUCUUCCGAGGCAUUGGAAGUCUUCCAUGGCAUGGUAGAGGAUGGUGACUUCCACUACAAUGCGGUGACGUUGUCAGCUCUCUUAAUAGCUUGUGCGCAUUCUGGGCCUCUGCUGGUUGGGAAGUCUAUACAUGAUCAGGUUCUAAAAAUGGGCUUGGAAGAGAAUGUGAUAGUGUCUACCUCUAUUAUCGACAUGUAUUGCAAAUGUGGAAAAGUUGACAUGGCAAGGAAGGCAUUUGAGUUCACAAAUGAGAAGAAUGUCAAGACAUGGACUGCCAUGGUUGCAGGUUAUGGAAUGCAUGGCCGUGCCAAAGAAGCUUUGGAACUCUUCUACAACAUGAUAAGGGAUGGCAUCAAACCAAAUUAUAUAACAUUUGUGUCGCUUCUAAAUGCUUGCAGUCAUGCAGGUCUACUAAAAGAAGGCUGGUAUUGGUUUAAUACCAUGAACCACAAAUUUGGUGUAGAACCUGGGAUUGAGCACUAUGGGUGCAUGGUUGAUCUUCUUGGGCGUUCGGGUGAUCUUAACAAGGCUUAUGAUUUAAUAAAGGGAAUGAGGGUGAGACCAGACUGUGUAGUAUGGGGUUCCUUUCUUGGGGCUUGCAGGAUACACAAAAAUGUGAUGUUUGCAGAGAUUUCUGCUAGAAAACUGUUUGAGUUGGACCCAAAUAACUGCGGGUACUACAUCUUGCUUUCAAAUAUAUAUGCUGAUGCCGGAAGAUGGGAAGAUGUCGAGAGGAUGAGAGUGCUCAUGAAGAAUCGUGGGUUGGUUAAACCUCCUGGAUUUAGUUUGGUCGAACUGAAAGGUAAGGUUCAUUUAUUUUUAGUUGGAGAUAGAGAGCAUCCUCAACAUGAGAGGAUUUAUGAGUAUCUGGAAAAACUAACUAUCAAGCUGCUAGAAGUUGGUUAUGCACCCAAUGUGACUUCAGUUCUACACGAUGUUGAUGAGGAAGAGAAGGAAAUGGUUGUUAGAGUUCAUAGUGAGAAGCUGGCUGUUGCCUUUGGAAUCAUGAAUUCUGUACCUGGUACAACAAUUCAGAUAAUCAAGAAUCUUCGAGUUUGUGCUGAUUGUCACACUGUUAUUAAGUUGCUUUCCAAGGUCGUUAAUCGGGAAAUUGUGGUCAGAGAUUCAAAGCGAUUUCAUCACUUUAGGGAUGGGUUGUGUUCUUGCGGAGAUUAUUGGUGAUGGCUCUGUUAAAAGUUUGGAUUGAUAAGCAAUAUUGGCUUGAUAAACGGCCUUAGGCAUUGAUAAGGUGUUAAGAAUCAUAGCAAUGCAGAACUGCAGCUAUCAUAGGCAUUGAUUGAAAGAACGGCUUAUUAGGAAUGGGCUUCAUAUAUUUUGCUUCAGUUUUGGUGAGACUGAAUGCCACUUGUGAUACAAAUGUUUUUCAAUGAACAGAAGACAGUAAAUUAUAUAUGUAAACUAGGAUUCUUGUCCUGAAACCACAAACCACUAUUCUACCAAGGACAUAAUGAUCAUGCUUGAGAAGAUGGCUUAUUAAGGCAAUGAAGGUUCUAGUUCUUGAAGAGCUCUCUCAUUUUGCAGUUUCACCUUCGACCACAUGAUUCAGAGAAACAGUAUCAGGAUAGGAACCAAAUCCUCUAAUUCUGAAUCUUCAGACAUUCUACAGCUCUUGUGUUAUUUCUGGUGCUGCUAAUGAAUGCUAGAAGUGGGAAGCAAAUGAAUGAGGUUUUUGGUAUUGUUGAAUUAUGAUUUGA